AUGACUAAAAAGACCUCCUCAAAAGCAAAGACAAUAACUGGUACCGAUGUCACAGAGACAUUGACUGGUAUCAAGGAGAACAAGCCAAUAUCAAGUGGUACCAGUUGCAGCAUCAACCAACCUUCCGAGACCAUUAGGAAUCUCAUACGUUACUGGCUAACUGAAGAAGAAGCCAGUGAUAUACUUUUACAAUUCCGCAAGGUCUGCAUUCCAAACCAUCAACUCCUAUGGAGCGACACUGACAACCUCACUGGGACCGCUUUUGCGAUCCGACGAUCCAGACUGCUGUUGUUGUCGGAAGACCAGGGAGAGUCGAAGUAA
Messenger RNA from Fusarium pseudograminearum CS3096, 321 nucleotides. RefSeq lists its product as uncharacterized. NCBI's taxonomy places the organism in Eukaryota, Fungi, Ascomycota, Sordariomycetes, Hypocreales, Nectriaceae. The record is from RefSeq and is a predicted model, not a curated record. The transcript has 2 exons. The coding region runs from base 1 to 321 and encodes 106 amino acids.